UGGGUUUCAUUUUCAUUAAUUUCAUCAUCUCCAAUCCUUAAUUUCCUGUUGUGCGUACGUCAAUCUCAUCUCGAUCGAUCAUGUCUCUCAAUAAUUCAAAACCAGAUCACCUCAAAAAAAUCUCACUAGAGCAAAUCCAAUUGGCUACCAACAACUUUUCCGAUGACAAUGUCAUCGGUCGGGGUGGAUUUGGGUUGGUCUAUAAAGGCCAACUCUGCCCCUCCACCAAAUUAGUUGCAAUAAAACGGCUGGACGAGAAGCUCGGCGGACAAGGACAAGGUGAGUUCUUGAUGGAGAUCAACAUGCUCUCUAGAUACAAACACGAUAAUCUAGUCUCUCUUGUUGGAUUCUGUGACCAAAGUAAUGAGAAAAUCCUUGUUUACGAGUACGAGGCUCGUGGAAGCCUUGAUAGACACUUGGCGGCCACCACGGAUCUCACAUGGGUGAAACGGCUCCAUGUAUGUCUUGGUGCGGCCCGUGGACUAAACUACCUUAAUAACGGUCUGGGUGACGGACACAGGGUGUUCCAUCGUGACAUAAAGAGUCCUAAUAUCUUGUUAGAUGAGAAUUGGAAUGCCAAAAUAUCUGAUUUUGGAUUAUCUAAAAUACUUGUCACCAAUAAGGAGAUUAAUUCAUAUGUUAAAUCGUAUGCUUGUGGCACAAUUGGUUAUAUUGAUCCACAGUAUCAAACAACUAAUGUGCUUACAAAAGAAUCUGAUGUGUACGCUUUUGGUGUUGUUUUGUUUGAAGUCUUAUGUGGAAGGCUAGGAGUGAUCUAUAAGUACAAGGCUGACGACGAUCGUCGAUUUCUGUCUCAAUUGGCAAGACGUCACUACAAAGACGGAACGUUGGAGGAUAUCAUCAACCAAGAUCUACGAAAACAAAUUAAACCCAAGUCGUUACGAGCAUUCUCGAGAAUUGCUUACCAGUGCUUGAAAAAAGACCGAAAACGACGCCCGACAAUGGAGUUAGUCAUCGAAGAACUACAAAACUCAUUGGAAUUUCAAAUUAGUUGCCAAAGAAUCACACGGAUCGGGUUAUGGGGAUCAAGCACAUGUGGAAAUCCAUGGUCAUUUCCGCUUGACGACAAUCAGAAGCUUAGGCAAAUAAGGAUAGAUCACAAGAAUUGGAUUUAUUCCCUCGCUUUCACAACUCAGGAUUCCAAUGGUUUGUUGCAUCAUUCUCAACAUUAUGGUGGAGAGCAUGGUGAUACAGGUGGCCGAAUUUCUGAGGUCAACUUUGACGCCGACGAACAGAUCGUGGGGAUCGUCGGAACAGUUGGAAUAACCUACGGAUGGCCUUUAACCACAGGUUGGGUUAAAGGUCUUACAGUAAUAUCCUCACUGUCUUUCGUGACAAACAAAAAGACAGAUGGCCCGUUUGGUAACGAGGCGGGCGGGGUUCGUUUUUCGGUACCGUGGGAUGCAGGUUCGUUUGCUGGGUUUUAUGGCCGUGCCGGGCUUUACAUGGAUGGGCUUGGUUUCUAUUUGAAGAGUGUCACGUUAUUGGAGUAAUUCAAAUAGGGUGUUUGGUAUAAAUAGAAUUGAGAGAAUAGGAAAAGGGAUCUUUUCUAUUGUUUGUUACAUAAGGUGAAUGGAAUCGACAAGUCACUUUGUUAUAUAAGGUGAAUGGAAUCGACAAGUCACUGUA
Erigeron canadensis is the source of this 1650-nucleotide messenger RNA. Its product is annotated as probable serine/threonine-protein kinase PBL28. The record is from RefSeq and is a predicted model, not a curated record. Gene Ontology annotation, cellular component: plasmodesma; plasma membrane. Bases 81 to 1514 code for a protein of 477 amino acids. Gene Ontology annotation, molecular function: carbohydrate binding; ATP binding; transmembrane receptor protein tyrosine kinase activity. The transcript has 2 exons. Lineage: Eukaryota; Viridiplantae; Streptophyta; Magnoliopsida; Asterales; Asteraceae. Gene Ontology annotation, biological process: protein autophosphorylation.